Molecule: messenger RNA, 297 nt
Organism: Stegodyphus dumicola
Lineage: Eukaryota; Metazoa; Arthropoda; Arachnida; Araneae; Eresidae
Gene: ATPsynF
Product: ATP synthase, subunit F
Biological process (GO): proton motive force-driven mitochondrial ATP synthesis
Cellular component (GO): proton-transporting ATP synthase complex
Molecular function (GO): proton-transporting ATP synthase activity, rotational mechanism
Source: RefSeq, a predicted model, not a curated record
AUUCCUGUGUUUGUUCGUGGAAAGAGUGGAGAAGGUCACGAAUAAACCGAUUUUUCUGCGAAGAUGGUACUAGGUGGAUUAUUGAAAGGAUUUGGUAGAUAUCCUGCCGGAUACAAUGAAAGAGUUCAUGGUCCAUACGAUCCAUCUGUAUAUUACGGCAAAAAAGACAUCCCAUUAAGUGAAGUAAAAAUUGGUGAAUUAGGUUCAUGGCUGGCUAGAAGAAACAAGUCUCCUUCAGCUAUGAUUGGUGCUAUGAGCAGAGGUGAGUUUAACAGUAAAUGAGUUGAAGUAUUACUU